AUGCAGAAACCAACAUAUAAAAAAAUAGAACAGAUUGGAGAAGGCACGUAUGGCGUAGUUUACAAGGCGGCAGAGGUGGAGACUGGUCGAAUUGUGGCUAUCAAGAAAGUUCGUCCAUCCAAGGACGACGAGGGCAUCCCAGCCACGACUAUUCGUGAGAUAAUUUUGUUGAAAGGCCUUAAACACCCUAGCAUAAUAGAACUCCUGAAUGUCAUCCACAAGCGGGAUGACAUCUAUCUCGUCUUUGAAUACCUGAAGACUGAUUUAAGGAGAAUUCUAAACCAGAACAUCAAGUCUGGAACCCGUCUCGACUAUGAGACUGUUCUCAGAAUGUCUCGUCAACUUCUUGAGGCCGUCUUCUUCUGUCACAGCCGCAACAUCUUCCACAGGGACAUCAAGCCGCAAAACAUCCUCGUCUCUGACGACUUCUGUGUCAAAUUGGCUGAUUUCGGACUGGCUCGAAAUGCCACAGUUCCACUUCGAGUCUACACCCAGGAGAUUGUGACCUUGUGGUACAGACCGCCUGAGCUGCUCCUUGGUGCCAAAUACUACGACUCAUCUGUUGACAUCUGGUCUCUUGCCUGCAUCAUGUACGAACUGUACACGAAUCACGUUCUAUUUCCUGGUGAAUCUGAAAUUGAUCAGUUACAUAAAAUAUUCCAUGUUUUGGGCGUACCACGAAAUGAGGAGUGGAAUGGGGUAGAGAACAUGCCAAACUACGAUACACGAAACUACACGCCCAAAUUCAGCCAGAAACUGCAAGAAAUCAAACACGAUGAAUUCAGGUCAAUUUUGAUGAAGAUGCUCCGAUUCAACCCAAUGGAUCGAAUGAGUGCGGCUGAGAUCCUAAGCAGUGACCUGUUUAGUUAG
Molecule: messenger RNA, 870 nt
Organism: Enterospora canceri
Lineage: Eukaryota; Fungi; Microsporidia; Enterocytozoonidae
Source: the annotation of a GenBank genome assembly